Doryrhamphus excisus (bluestripe pipefish) is the source of this 3491-nucleotide messenger RNA. The record is from RefSeq and is a predicted model, not a curated record. NCBI's taxonomy places the organism in Eukaryota, Metazoa, Chordata, Actinopteri, Syngnathiformes, Syngnathidae.
UGCGCGCACCGAUACAGAACGGCUAUAGUUUUGUGAAAUGUUUUUACUUUUUGGUGUAUAAAAACAAUAAAAAUGCUUGCUUUGUCGGUACAGUUCAGACCAUUUAUUUCUAUCACUUGUAGCCAAUGUGGGAGUUUUAAAGAUUCGCUAUUUCCGGAGUUUCCUGACGAUGCCUUGAAAAUAGCAGAUUGUGAUCUUGGUGAACGACAGGCUCACGCUGCUAUCCUCAAUUGCUUAGUAUCAUAGAUUAAUAUAUUUGGAAAGCAUUGGUAUUUAAACGAGUAUAACUAGCGAUAAACUAAACAAACAUGAAACAAUUGAGAAAUCUCAGUAGUGCGUUAUUUUCCUUUCCCCAAAUGUGGUUACCCUUCAGGUGUUCCCGGGUCAGGUUGUGUUGUAAUUCAAAUGAAAGGAGGCAAACAUUCAAAACUAAAAUGUCGUCUGGUCCAAGCUUUCAUGAUUUCAUCAGAGGAGUCACAAGUGAGAAAAAAAGUGCCGCAGACACCGAAUACCAACACCAGUAUCUUCCUGAUGACUUGGCGAUGGGAAAUUCACGCAAAGUUUAUUUUGAAACCUAUGGAUGCCAGAUGAAUGUAAACGACACUGAGAUUGCCUGGUCAAUACUACACGACAAGGGCUAUCAACGUACUACACAACUAAACGAGGCAGACGUUGUCCUACUCGUAACAUGUUCCAUAAGAGAAAAAGCUGAACAAACGAUCUGGAACAGACUCCAACAACUGACAGCCAUGAAGAAGAAACGCCUGAAGAGUCGUACACCGAUGAAAAUUGGGAUUUUAGGUUGUAUGGCUGAGAGAUUGAAGACGGAGCUUUUGGAGCGAGAGAAGCUUGUCGAUGUUCUUGCUGGGCCCGACGCCUACCGUGAUCUCCCCCGUUUGUUGACCGUGGCCGAGGGAGGUCAACAGGCAAGCAACCUGCUGCUGUCGUUGGAGGAGACCUACGCUGACGUCAUGCCGGUCCACCACUCUCCGCAGGGGCACAGUGCCUUCGUGUCCAUCAUGCGGGGCUGUGACAAUAUGUGCAGCUACUGCAUUGUUCCCUUCACCCGCGGUCGCGAGAGGAGUCGACCUGUCAGCUCUGUUCUCGAGGAAGUGCGUAUGCUCUCAGACCAGGCAAUGAAGGAGGUGACAUUGCUGGGCCAGAAUGUGAACAGCUACCGAGACACAUCUGAAGAGCAGUUCUGUGGUGCCAAUCCCACCAAGCUGAGCCGCGGCUUUAAGACGGUGUACCGCGCUAAACAGGGAGGUUUGCGUUUCUCGGACCUGCUGGACAGAAUAUCCCAGGUGGAUCCCGACAUGAGGAUCAGAUUCACGUCACCCCAUCCUAAGGACUUUCCCGAUGAGGUUUUGCAUUUGAUAGCAGAGAGAGGAAACAUUUGUAAACAGAUCCAUCUUCCAGCUCAGAGUGGCAGCACUCAGGUUUUGAACGCUAUGCGUCGUGGCUACACAAGAGAAGCUUAUCUUGAGCUGGUACGGAACAUCAGGAGUAUUAUUCCAGAGGUCAGUCUCAGCAGUGACUUCAUCUCGGGCUUCUGCGGUGAGACCGAGGAAGACCACCAGCAGACGCUGUCCCUCAUCAGAGAAGUGGGCUACAACAUCGGGUUCCUCUUUGCCUACAGUAUGAGAAAGAAAACCCAUGCGUUCCAUUCCCUCCAAGAUGACGUGCCAGUAGCGGUUAAGCAACACAGGCUGGAGGAGUGCAUCAGUGUGUUCAGACAGGAAGCUGCAAGGGUCAACGCUGCUCUUGUUGGCAGCACGCAGCUUGUCCUGGUGGAGGGGGAGAGUAAGAGGUCUGCCAAGGAGCUGUGUGGGAGAACAGAUGGCAACAUGAGAGUGAUCUUUCCCAGAGAGGAUGUGGCUGUUCGGUCUGCAGAGUCCGAAACAGCUGCGGUCAGCGCUGGGGACUACGUACUGGUGAAGAUAUUGUCAUCCAGCUCACAGAGCCUGAGAGGUCAAGCGUUGUGCCACAGCUCCCUUGGAAGCUCCUUCAUGCAGGCCCAACAUCUGCCCAGGUAUCGAUGUGAUGAACAUUUGGCGACAGAACCAACCGUGAUUGCAACUUGACCACGAGCAGCACUUUUGACAGGUUAACUUAGAAAUAAAAGCUUUUCUAAAAUGUCAACCAUAUGAGCUCCAUGUUUGUGUUACACAGUUAGGACCUGGUGCAUUAUUGUAAUUGUACACAAUGUAAAAGCUGAAUUAUUAUUAUUAUAUUAGGUUAGAUGUGCUUAAAUCAGGGGUGUCUAAAGUGCGGGAUUCAAACCAGGAACCCUCCGGUUACUUUUUGCCGAGUUCACAUUGAUAUUGUCUCGUGAGUCCAUUACAAGUAAACUUGUGAUCACAUUAACAACACUGAUAUAAAAUGAAACUUUGUUCAUAUUUGCCAAUAAACAAUAAUAAUAAAUAAUUAACAAUAAUAAUGGAUGAAAUCAUUUCAAUUGAUACAAUUCAAAAGUGGAAAAAGCAGCACAGAAGAUCCUGAGCUGCGUUCAUGGACAUGUACACCUGAAGAAGACAUUUGUAGACGGUCCCUGUGCUUUUGUCUCGCUGAAUGUUAGUUAAAACAUUAGGGAUUAAGACAUUAAAAACAAUAGGGGAGCCCAUAGGCCUAUAUAUUUUUCAUUAUAGGGGAAAAAAAACGAUACUGACAUGACAUUUUUAUGCCAAUAUCAUUCUGAUAAUAUUAGUGGGUCGAUAUUAUCUGACAUUAAAAAUCAUUCCAUUGUUCUCUGAUGCCUUGCCAAAAGUUUCCAGGAAAGAUGGGAUGGCAGCUCAGGGCAGAGUUUUGUAAUCCACAUCACUGUUAUCGUGUAGAACAGGGGUGUGCAAACUACGGCCCGGGGGCCACAUGCGGCCCACUAAGCGUUUGAAUCCGGCCCGCCAGUUGCGGGCUUUUAACAUACAUGCUGGCAACAUGACUUGCAAGUCGGAUGUCUUAUUCAGUAAAAAAAAAUAAAAAUAAAAAUAAUAAAAAAAAAAAAAAAAAAUGUAAAAUUCAAGUUUGUAGUUUGAUGUGGUCAGAUCUUUAAAGCGUUUGAAUCCGGCCCGCCAGUUGCUUUCUACCUUUUAACAUACAUGCUGGCAACAUGACUUGCAAGUCAGAUGCCUUAUUCAGUAAAAAAAAUAAAUAAUAAUAAAAAUAAAAAUAAUUUAAAAAAUGUUUUUUUUUCAAUGUAAAAUUCAAGUUUCUAGUUUGAUGUGGUCUGAUGUUUAAAAUGCUCCGGAAAAAAGGGAUAUAUGGAACAUAUUUAAAACAUAUAUCUAAUAGUCUGACACUUUUACAGAUAAAAUUAUACAAAUAAGUAAAUUAAUUAAAUAAAAAAUAUAUAAUAUAUUAAAUAUAAUAUAAUUGGUAUAUAGAAUGCAAUUAAUAAUAAUAUAAUUAUGAUAUAUAAUAUAUAUAGAUAGAUUAAAUAUAAUAUAUAAUGUAAUAAAUAAAUAAAAUUAGACAAAUAAUUCAAGGUGGACUGU